This is a messenger RNA of Funneliformis mosseae, 201 nucleotides long. Lineage: Eukaryota; Fungi; Glomeromycota; Glomeromycetes; Glomerales; Glomeraceae. The record is from the annotation of a GenBank genome assembly.
GAUAUUUGGAUGGAUCUUUCAAAACGUGAUAAUACUCUUCAGACUUUAAGAUACUUAUUGGAUAGUGGAUCUGAUAUAAGAUACGAUAAAUAUAUCAGAACUAAUUUACUAUUACAAAUUGAUAUUGAAGAAGAAAGUGCUACUGAAAAUAAUUCCAACUUGAAAAUUUCAUCUAUUUAUUUUGACUUUCAAAAUAUUUGA